AUGACGGUUGACUGGUCGCUGUCGCAGGACAAGUACCCAGACUCCGUGCAGGCCCUGAUGGCCGUGUGGGGUGGCUUCGACGCGCCGCGCGGCUCCGGCGACUGCGGCUUGGAGAAGCGGCUGGAGUUGGACUUCCGCGGCGUCGUCGUGCCCACCGCCAUCAUGGCGGAAGACGUGGCCGCCGUCAUGUCGCACGCCGGUGAGGCGUUGGUGCGGCAUUCUGUCCGCAAGGAGAUCGUCACCUUUGAGUUCACCAAGAGCGUCGCCGUGCUCACGGAUAACCGAAUCGUGGUGACUGCCGCCUCAUCUGUGCUGCUGCACGCGGUCCUACACCCGCUGCUGCGCCUCUUUGGCAAGCAUGCAAUUCAGGUGGAGUGGGCGUCCUUCAUGCGCAUGAACACCGCGUCACCGUGGACCGCAACGUGUGAGAUGAGCGACAUCAUGGCGCAGGAGUAUGCAGAUUUGAAGUCAGCCUUUCCGUCGGGGCACCCGUACCUCACAGGCCCGGUUGACCGCGACCAUUUCUUCUACUUUGUGUACGACGCCAUUGACCGCAACCGCCCCGACGCGCGCUCGGAAGAAGAUGUGCAGAUCAACAUCUAUAUGUACAACGUGAGGACAGACGACGACGGCAUCGAGCCGGUCAAGAACAUGCAGAAGGUAGUGCCGCUGUCGGAGGGGGAGUACAGGACUCUGCGUGUUGCCACAGAAGGCGCGGCGUACCCCUUCGCGUCCUUCGAGACGAAUGCGGCGGCCGACGCGUUGAGUACCACCGCGGUGGUGACGGGGCUUGUCGAGAAGUACUCCCCGGACCGCUUCACAAUGGUAGUGCUGCAGGACCGCAACAGCCACCUCGGCCGGCUGCGCCCCGUGUUCGACGACGUGGACGGCUACGCCAUCAUGAACCGCGCGGUCAACCACUUCGGUGAGGGCUACGCUUUCCAUCAGGCCGUCUACACUCGCACUGAAUAA
Molecule: messenger RNA, 972 nt
Organism: Trypanosoma grayi
Lineage: Eukaryota; Euglenozoa; Kinetoplastea; Trypanosomatida; Trypanosomatidae
Product: S-adenosylmethionine decarboxylase proenzyme
Exons: 1
Coding region: 1-972 (323 amino acids)
Biological process (GO): spermine biosynthetic process; spermidine biosynthetic process
Cellular component (GO): cytosol
Molecular function (GO): adenosylmethionine decarboxylase activity
Source: RefSeq, a predicted model, not a curated record